Adelges cooleyi (spruce gall adelgid) is the source of this 1730-nucleotide messenger RNA. RefSeq names its product homeobox protein unc-4-like. Gene Ontology annotation, molecular function: DNA-binding transcription factor activity, RNA polymerase II-specific; sequence-specific double-stranded DNA binding. The transcript is spliced from 4 exons. The record is from RefSeq and is a predicted model, not a curated record. Gene Ontology annotation, biological process: regulation of DNA-templated transcription. Lineage: Eukaryota; Metazoa; Arthropoda; Insecta; Hemiptera; Adelgidae. Bases 180 to 1730 code for a protein of 516 amino acids.
CGUACCGCGCGCUCGUCCGUCACACGGUUAUCGUCUGGCCGCCGCGUUACAGUAUAAUAAUUAUUACGUAGUGCAAUUUUUGUUGUUGAAUCGUUGCCGUAAUUCAUCGUUGCCAGUGCGUUUAACCGCCGUACCUUCGCGUUUUGCACCAACACCAGUGUUACACGCGCGUGCGAACGAUGAUGGUGUUGGAUUCGGGACAAGCGUCGCCGUCGUUACGGCUGUACGCCGCGGCCGCCGCGGCUGCGGCCAACGGUUACGGUGGCGGACAGCAGGCCGCCGCAGCGGCCGGCGUCCAAAUGCCGCCACAUCCGCUGUUCCCGCACUUUACCGCCCGGUUUCCGCACGGUAUGGCCACGGCCGCCAGCUUCGCGGCCGGCCUGUCCCCGUUCCUACAGCAGCAUCACGCCGAGCACGCGGCCGCCCAGCGGUACGCCAUGGCGGCUGCCGCGGCCGCCCGGAAUAACGGUGGCCACCUUCCACCGUCAGUGCACCAACAUCACCAGCAGCACCAUCAAUCGCAACACCACCAAAGGCCGUCCAUCGGCGCGGGUCAAGUGGCGUCCGACGGCGGCAAGCGGCGGCAGUCGCAACAACAACACCAGCAGCACCAGCAACAACAACACCACAUAAGGAUACCCAACAACCACUGCAGCGACGAUAGCGCGUCCGAAAGCGGAUCGCCCAAAAAAGGUAUCGACGGCGACAGCGCCGCUGGCAGUUCCGAAGACUUGGCCAACAAGCGGCGGAGAUCCAGGACCAACUUUAACACGUGGCAGCUGGAAGAACUGGAGAGGGCGUUCAUGGCCAGCCACUACCCGGACGUGUUCAUGAGGGAAGCGCUGGCUCUGCGGUUGGACCUCAAGGAAUCCAGAGUGGCCGUAUGGUUUCAGAACCGAAGGGCCAAGUGGAGGAAAAAAGAGCACACCAAAAAAGGACCCGGCCGACCGGCGCACAACGCACAUCCGGUCACUUGUUCCGGCGAACCAAUUCCGGCGGACGAGCUGAGGCGCAAAGAACGCGAACGUCGACAGAAGAAACUGCUCAAGAGCUUGGAGCGACAGCAGAGGAAGUUGGCCGCCAAAGGCGUGCACGUGGACUUGGAGACCUUGCGCAAGGAAUGGGAGUCGCAGCAAGCCAACAAUGCUGCUAAAAAACACGGUCAGAUAAACUGUGGAGUGGGCGGAGGGUCGUCGAACAACGGCAUGGACUUAUCCUUGCACGACUCGUCGAGCUGUUGCAGCGGCCAGACGAGCAGGGACGAGGAAAUCGACGUGGUCGGCGAGGAAGAUCAUCAUAGACGGUUGCACCGGCGCAGCGCCAGCACGACGUUCGACGACGAGGACGACGACGACGACGACGACGACGACGAGGACGAGGACGAGGGCUUGCCGCCGUACGCCCGGGCGGCCGCAGCCGCCGCGGUGGCCGCGGCGUGCCGGGACGAGAGCUGUAGCUCGGACGACGAGCUAUACGGCAGACACCACCUGUACCGGCCGAGGCCGCCGCCGCCGCCCAACGACGAAGAGUCGUCGCCCCUGUUGAACCUGACCACCGCGUCCACGGCGGCCGCCGACAAGGUACGGCGCCUCAACCCGUUCAGCAUCGAGUCCCUGUUGGCGGGCGGCAACCGGCCGUUCAGUCUCACCGCGGCCGCCCGGACCACGAUCGUCCAAAACAAUAACAACAACAACAACAGCAACAACAAUAAUAACAACACGAAACUGUGA